Oryza brachyantha (malo sina) is the source of this 945-nucleotide messenger RNA. Its product is annotated as protein MIZU-KUSSEI 1. Lineage: Eukaryota; Viridiplantae; Streptophyta; Magnoliopsida; Poales; Poaceae. Gene Ontology annotation, biological process: hydrotropism. The transcript has a single exon. The record is from RefSeq and is a predicted model, not a curated record. The coding region runs from base 68 to 802 and encodes 244 amino acids.
AUCACUAGCUAAGCUAGCUAGCUGCACCUACUCGAUCGGCGAGCACCGAGCUAACGAGCUCUGUCCAAUGCCGUCCUUCGUCGACGGCCCCACUCUCCGGUCGCUGCUCCGGCCGUCCACCAAUGGCCGCCGUACGAAGACCGGGGACGGUGGUGGCGGAGGUGGUGGUGGUGGGAUCUUCAAGAUGUUCAAGCUCAUGCCCAUGCUGACAUCGGGGUGCAAGAUGGUGGCGCUGCUCGGCCGGCAGAACAGGGCGCUCCUCGCCGACCACGCCACGACGGUGACGCUGUUCGGGCACCGGCGCGGACGCGUGAGCCUGGCCAUCCACGAGGACACGCGCGCGCCGCCGGUGUUCCUCAUCGAGCUCCCCAUGCUGACCAGCGCGCUGCACAAGGAGAUCUCCUCCGGGGUGGUGAAGCUGGCGCUGGAGAGCGACACCCGCAGCGCGCGCCGCCGGCUCGUGGAGGAGUACGUCUGGGCCGUCUACUGCAACGGCCGCAAGGCCGGCUACGCCAUCCGCCGGAAGGAGGCCUCCGACGACGAGCGCCACGUGCUGCGCCUGCUGCGCGGCGUCUCCAUGGGCGCCGGCGUGCUGCCGGCCGCGCCCGAGAAGGAGGGCGGCGUCCCCGCGGGGCCCGACGGGGAGCUCACGUACGUGCGCGCCCGCGUCGAGCGCGUCGUCGGUUCCAAAGACUCCGAGGCGUUCUACAUGAUCAACCCCAGCGAGGGCGGCGUCGGCGGCGACGGCGCCGGCGAUGGCAGCGCGCCGGAGCUGAGCAUUUUCCUAGUAAGGAUGAAAUAAUGAUAUCAAAGUUAGUAUAGAGUACUUCACCUAAAUCGAUCGAAAUACAUAUAUACAGCUUUACCUUCUCUUUGUGAAUACACUCUUGUGUGUGCAGACAGAUUAAACUUAAUGGUGGAAACAGAAAAUAUCCAUAAUUCAGU